Messenger RNA from Gekko japonicus, 2562 nucleotides. It is a transcript of the gene CALCRL, whose product is annotated as calcitonin receptor like receptor. The coding region runs from base 314 to 1573 and encodes 419 amino acids. The record is from RefSeq and is a predicted model, not a curated record. Gene Ontology annotation, biological process: adenylate cyclase-activating G protein-coupled receptor signaling pathway; angiogenesis; cell surface receptor signaling pathway. Gene Ontology annotation, molecular function: adrenomedullin receptor activity; calcitonin receptor activity; calcitonin gene-related peptide receptor activity. The transcript is spliced from 13 exons. NCBI's taxonomy places the organism in Eukaryota, Metazoa, Chordata, Lepidosauria, Squamata, Gekkonidae. Gene Ontology annotation, cellular component: plasma membrane.
GGCUUCCCUGCGGCCGCUGAUCAUUUACACGCUUCCAAGGGGAUUCGGAGCACGCUGCGGCGCGGCGCUCUCUCGGCGGGGGACGCCGGCUCGGUGGAUUGUACGCAGUUCGCGGGAUUCCCUUCCUCUCUUCGGGGCUUGGGGCUGGGCGUGCGUGUGAAAGAAUCAUUUAAAAAACAAGAAACAAGGCAUCGCUUUCCGAAGCCGGGCAGGAAAGGAUCCCAUUGAGACGGGAGGCGUCUGACUGCUUGGAGGAGCGCCGGAGCCGCCUCGGCUCCACCGUGGCGUAAAACUAUAUCGCAGAGAUUUAGUGAUGGAGACCAACUGGAUCACAUGGCUGCUGCUUCUUUUAGCUGUUACUCCGGUUUCCGUCACAGCAGUCCCAGAAGCGGGACACAUGAAUUUCACGAAUGAAAUCAGCACUGAUGGGACAGAACAUAAUCUCCAUACACUGGGUGUAACGAAUAAUAAAAUUAUGACAGCGCAGUACGAAUGCUACCAGAAAAUCAUGCAGGCUCCAGCUAACACAAUUGAAGGUCCACACUGCAACAGAACAUGGGAUGGGUGGUUAUGUUGGGACAGUGCGUCUGCAGGAGUUGAUCUGGUGCAGAACUGCCCCGAUUACUUCCAGGACUUUGAUCCAUCAGAAAAAGUCAUUAAGAGCUGUGACCAAAAUGGACACUGGUUUAUACAUCCAGAAAGUAACAGAACGUGGACAAACUACACAAUGUGUACCUUAGGAGUAACUUCAAAACUACAGACAGCUCUGAAUUUGUAUUAUCUCACGAUCAUUGGCCACAGCCUCUCCAUUGUUUCAUUGUUGAUUUCCCUUCUCAUAUUCUCCUACUUUAAGAGCCUGAGUUGCCAAAGGAUCACUCUGCAUAAGAAUCUUUUUUUCUCUUUUGUGUGCAACUCCAUUGUCACAAUUAUUAGCCUUUCAGGAGUGGCAAACAAUCAGCAAUUGGUCGCAGCCAAUCCGAUCGGAUUCCCAUUGAUUCCUUCCUGCAUACACGCUGUUGCAAGGGCCAUAUAUUUCAACGACAACUGCUGGAUCAGUUCAGAUACUCACAUGUUGUAUAUCAUCCAUGGUCCUAUUUGUGCUGCUCUUGUGGUGAAUCUCUUUUUCCUGUUGAACAUUGUCCGCGUUCUGAUAACCAAGCUAAAAGUCACCCACCGCGCGGAAUCGAAUCUCUACAUGAAAGCUGUCAGAGCCACCCUAAUCUUGGUGCCACUUCUUGGUAUUGAGUUUGUGUUGAUGCCUUGGCGACCAGAGGGCCGUAUCGCUGAAGAGAUUUAUGACUAUAUAAUCAAUAUUCUUAUGCACUAUCAGGGUUUGUUGGUAGCAACGAUCUUCUGCUUUUUUAACGGAGAGGUCCAGUCUGUUAUCCGAAGGCACUGGAAUCAAUACAAGAUCCAAUUUGAUAACAGCUUUGCUCACUCGGACGCCAUUCGCUCAGCUUCCUACACUGUCUCCUCAAUCACAGAUGCUCAGAGCUUCACCUCCAAUCACGACUGCGCCAGUGAACAUUUAAAUGGGAAAACCUGCCACGACAAGGAAAAUUCGAUUAUUUAAAACUGAAAAAGUUGUGUGGCUGAUUGUGGAAAACUCUCGUUGUUCCCGCCCUCCCCCAAAUAUUUUUUGAGUGGAUGACCCCAAGAGGACUUUUCUUGUCAAGCUACCGACAUGGAUAUUCUUGAAGGAUGUCAUGAAUUUCAAUGUGUUUCUCACAUGGGCAUAUGCAUUAGCAUAUCCCACAUGUGAGUAUGUGUGUGUUCUCCUUGCUUGUUUAUACUGGAGCCGGUCACACCCGACAAACUGAUAUUCUAAACUUUGACCUCUUGAUCCCCAACAUUCGGGGGGAGACUGGUUGAAAUUUUAAUUGGGGUUGGUCCAGCUCCAGGUACAUGCAUAUAUGUAUAUGUUUUGUGCAUAUAUGUAUCAAAAUAUAUAAACUUUUUGCCUUUUCAGUUUCUACUGUGUAGACAAAGUGGGCAAUUAUUUUGUAUGAAGGGAAUCGGAGACGGUUUUCCUGUUUUCUCAGAAGUUUGUAUCGCGACUGGGUUGUCUUUGAGGCCAUUUUGUUUUGCUCACACACAAAAAGAACUUUGUAAAUACUAUAUUUAUCAUAUUUUGUUGUCUUAAGUGUAGCCAACAAACGCAACCUAAAAUAAGCCUUGAAAGCAGAUGUAAUCACUGCAAAGCACAAACUGUGCGACAUUUAAACCCAGACAAAGAUGGAUUGUCAUAGAUAAUGGAUCUGCAAUAGAGAUAAUGACUCCAACCUCAUUCAAAUUAGUGAAGCUGUCUGCCUUCAAGGGAAUGUAGGCUGAAACUUGGCUUGGCGCUAGGACCUGUGGAAUUGAGUGGGCCUUGUUUCUGAGUAGGCAUGCAUGGACUCAGGUGGUCCAUCACGACUAAUGUCAGCUAGACUGAGGCUAAUGAGUUGUCUUGUUUUAACCUUUGUCUUAAACUGAGUGUGUAGCAAAUGCUGUGGAAACCUGAGGUCUGCAUUUGGGCGAGUGGGCUUCUUCUUCUUCUUCUUCUUCUUCUUCUUCUUCUUC